CGGAGCGCCGAUACCGCGGCCCGCGGCCUACACGGAGCCUUCUUUUCACCGGAGGACCAGCGAUCCGCAGUCUUCAACACAGAGGUACCGUGCUCCGCGCUCCCCGCCCGGUCCGGCCCAACCUGCUGUGGCAGUGCCUCCUUCUUUCCUCUCUCUCUCUCGCCUGCCGGCGCCUUCCCUGACUGCCUGCGUCACCGCGGCCGCCAUGGCUGAGAAUGGCGAGAGCAGCGGCCCCCCGCGCCCCUCCCGCGGCUCUGCUGCGGCCCAAGGCCCAGCCUCUACCCAGGCCGAGCCCAAAAUCAUCAAAGUCACUGUGAAGACCCCCAAAGAGAAAGAGGAGUUCGCAGUGCCCGAGAACAGCUCAGUCCAGCAGUUUAAGGAAGCGAUUUCGAAACGCUUCAAAUCCCAAACGGAUCAGUUAGUGCUGAUUUUUGCCGGAAAAAUCUUAAAAGAUCAGGAUACCUUGAUCCAACAUGGCAUCCAUGAUGGACUGACUGUUCACCUUGUCAUCAAAAGCCAGAACCGACCUCAGGGCCAGUCCACACAGCCUAGUAAUGCCGCGGGAACUAACACUACCACCGCGUCGACUCCCAGGAGUAACUCCACACCUAUUUCCACAAAUAGCAACCCGUUUGGGUUGGGGAGUCUUGGAGGACUUGCAGGCCUUAGCAGCCUCGGCUUGAGCUCGACUAACUUCUCUGAGCUCCAGAACCAAAUGCAGCAGCAGCUCUUGUCCAGCCCUGAGAUGAUGAUCCAAAUCAUGGAAAAUCCCUUUGUUCAGAGCAUGCUUUCGAAUCCUGAUCUGAUGAGGCAGCUCAUUAUGGCCAAUCCACAGAUGCAGCAAUUAAUUCAAAGAAACCCAGAAAUCAGUCACCUGCUAAACAACCCAGAUAUAAUGAGGCAGACCCUCGAAAUUGCCAGGAAUCCAGCUAUGAUGCAGGAAAUGAUGAGAAAUCAAGACCUGGCUCUCAGCAAUCUUGAAAGCAUCCCAGGUGGCUACAAUGCUUUACGGCGCAUGUACACUGACAUUCAAGAACCCAUGCUGAAUGCCGCACAAGAGCAGUUUGGGGGUAACCCAUUUGCCUCGGUGGGGAGCAGUUCCUCCUCUGGGGAAGGUACACAACCUUCCCGCACAGAAAAUCGUGAUCCACUACCCAAUCCAUGGGCGCCACCACCGGCUACCCAGAGUUCUGCGACCACUAGCACAACAACCAGCAGUGGCAGUGGAUCUGGCAGUAGCUCCAGCAGUGCUACCGGAAACACAGUGGCUGCAGCCAAUUAUGUCGCCAGUAUCUUCAGCACCCCAGGAAUGCAGAGCUUGCUGCAACAGAUAACCGAAAACCCCCAGCUGAUCCAGAAUAUGCUGUCUGCACCAUAUAUGAGAAGCAUGAUGCAGUCUCUGAGCCAGAAUCCAGAUUUGGCUGCACAGAUGAUGCUGAAUAGCCCUGUGUUUACUACAAAUCCUCAGCUGCAGGAGCAGAUGCGUCCACAGCUCCCUACUUUCCUACAGCAGAUGCAGAAUCCAGAGACGCUAUCAGCCAUGUCAAACCCAAGAGCAAUGCAGGCUUUAAUGCAGAUCCAGCAGGGGCUACAGACAUUAGCCACUGAAGCUCCUGGCCUCAUUCCAAGCUUCACUCCAGGCCCCAUUGGGCCCAUAGGACCCACUGGCCCUGCAGGUCCCCCUGGCUCCACUGGCACAGGCGCUCCCCCUGGGCCUACUGUGUCUAGCGCUGCACCCAGUGAAACCACGAGCCCAAUAUCGGAAUCUGGACCCAACCAGCAGUUCAUUCAGCAAAUGGUGCAGGCUCUGGCUGGUGCAAAUCCUCCGCAGCUGCCAAAUCCAGAAGUCAGAUUUCAACAACAACUGGAACAGCUCAACGCAAUGGGCUUCUUAAACCGGGAAGCAAACUUGCAGGCUCUAAUAGCAACAGGAGGCGACAUCAAUGCAGCCAUUGAGAGGCUGCUGGGCUCCCAGCCAUCGUAAUUACAUUUCUGUACCUUGAAAAAAUGUAUCUUAUUUUUGAUAAUGGCUCUUAAAUCUUUAAACACACACAAAAUUGUGCUUUACUUUCAGUUUGAUUUUUUUCAACUCUGUCUAGUUAUAAAUUUAAUAUGCAUUUUAAGGUGGAGUCCUUUCCUCCCUCUUUGUUUCCUCCCUCCUUCCCUCUCUCCCUUCCCUCCCUUCCUCUGUUUUGAAUGGUGAGAAUCAAUGCUGUUUUACUCAAAGGUGUUGCAUGCAAACACUUCUUUAUUCUGCGUUUAUUGUGAUUUUUGGAAACAAAUCAACCUUUACAGUUGGGUGAAGAAGUUUUGUCCUACAGAUGUCCAAUUUAUUUGCAUUUUAAACAUUAGCCUAUGAUAGUAAUUUAAUGUAGAAUGAGAAUAUUAAAAACAGAAACAGAUUAACUGAAACUCUAUAAUUUGUGGUACAAUAUUGCUUAUUGUGACUUUGGCAUGUAUUUUUGCUAGCAAAAUGCUGUAAGAUUUAUACUAUUUGAUCUUUUUUGAUAUAUUUGUACACAGUACAGUAAGCACAAUUGGAACUGUACAUCUCGAUAAAUUGCAGCAGAAUCUCUGAGCAGAUAUGUAUAACCAAAAUGAGAAAGAAUAUAAGAAAUAUGUCUGGAGCUUGGUAUAUCUCACAAUUUUGUAGAAUCUUACAGCAUCUUUGAUAAACUUCUCAGUGAAAAUGUUGAUUAGGUAAGUUCAGUUAAAACAUAGUAGAAAUGUUUAUCCUGGUAUCUCUAAGUAUACAUUUAAUUGUACAGAAAACAGUGUGAUGUGUCAACAUUUGCAAAUUGAUUGUAUAUGAUCUUAAUCUUAGUGCAGCCUGAAGGAUCAGUAUAGUAAUGCCAGGAAAGUGCUUUUUUAAGACUUCCUUCUCAGCUUCUCCCAUAAAGAGAUCCUAAUACGCAUUUUGAUUUGUAAUUGGAAAUGUAACUUUCACUGAAAGUGUCAUGUGAUGUUUGCAUUACUUUUAACUGCUGUGUAUAAAGAAAACUGUAUCUUUUGACUCCAUCAGUUAUUUCUCUUGUGCACAGGGAAAAUGCAUUAAAA
Molecule: messenger RNA, 3057 nt
Organism: Budorcas taxicolor (takin)
Lineage: Eukaryota; Metazoa; Chordata; Mammalia; Artiodactyla; Bovidae
Gene: UBQLN2
Product: ubiquilin 2
Exons: 2
Coding region: 206-1984 (592 amino acids)
Biological process (GO): regulation of macroautophagy; autophagosome assembly
Cellular component (GO): cytosol
Molecular function (GO): polyubiquitin modification-dependent protein binding
Source: RefSeq, a predicted model, not a curated record